Aphanomyces astaci is the source of this 2297-nucleotide messenger RNA. RefSeq lists its product as hypothetical. Lineage: Eukaryota; Oomycota; Saprolegniomycetes; Saprolegniales; Verrucalvaceae. The record is from RefSeq and is a predicted model, not a curated record. The coding region runs from base 29 to 2254 and encodes 741 amino acids. Gene Ontology annotation, molecular function: phosphatidylinositol kinase activity. Gene Ontology annotation, biological process: phosphatidylinositol metabolic process. The transcript has 4 exons.
CCAUUUGCAUUUGCUGCCUUUGCAUGCCAUGGUGGAAGUCGCUGCUGCUGUUUUCGACGCGGCGCUGAUUGUCGUGGCCUUGGCGGUGCUCGCAGGCUCGACGUUGCACUUUACACGCCAUCAUCGCACUCGAACUCACCCUGGACCGGUCCUGAUCUUCAUCCUGUUUUCGUCCUGCAUGUGCAUUCUCGUUCGAUCCAUCAUGCACCUGGCAGCGCUAAACAUUGGCUUAUCCAUGGACGCUUGGGUCACUGGUCCACUAGACAGUGACGCGCCACCGCCUCCACUGACGUUGGUCGACAUUGCCCACGCCGCGUUGUUCCAUGCGUCGCCACUUCCGGGCAGUGUUUCGAUUCCGUUUUGGGCGAUGUUGUACUUCUCGUCCGCAUCCACGUUUUGGUACCUCAUGCUAGCCAUGGAUUUGAUCUCGUCGCUGUCGAACCCGUUCUUGCCCUUCCAAGCCAACAACUUCCUGCAUCAUGCUGUGGCGUGGCCAGCGGCGGGGGCGUGGGUUGGGGCGUUCUACCUCCUCUUUCGCUCCAAGUUGGAACCGACGAGCAGCCUCCGCAUUUGGAUGGUCCUGCCCAUGUAUGUUGUCUUGGCGUACAUUGCGAUUGCCCUGUUUGUCACGUGGAAAAAAUCGCGCGUACUGGAGACCCAAGCGCACACGACCACUCGACGCAUGGCCAAGUUGAUAUUGCCCUACCUGUUGGUGUUUGGCGUUGGUGGAGUUAUGGACAUCUGUCUCUACGCCGCCGACGUUCACGUCGAGGCAUCGACUGGAUAUCGCUCGUGGCCAGUCAACACCCUUCACCAGGUCACCCAAGUGUUGCAACUCGUGGCUGUGUUUGUCUUGUUUCAGCGCAAGGCUGGCUGGGUGCUGUGCUGGCGUCGACGACCGGCAGCUACUCCGGUCCAAGCUUCGGCGUCCGCGACACUCGAGUCGCCAUGCGCCGUUCCGAUGGAUAACACGACGCGAGCGACGGAGGACGACGGUCGCCUCAGCGGGGACGAUCUGAGCGUGUCAAACGUACUGCGCCAGUGCAUCAUGAAGUACACGUCCAUGGGCAUCAUCGAAUCGGCGCAAAGUGCUAAGUCGAAACCCACGACGGAGGUCCACUGGGAGGACUACACAAGCGUCGAGCACAAAUCGAUUGUCGUGCACGGCGAAAUCGACAGCAGCACGUUGAACUUUCGAGACUGUGCGCCCGCAGUGUUUGGGCACAUUCGAUCCAUGUUUGGCGUGACCGAGGCCGACUACAUUGACUCGUUUGCACUGCACCAAAACAUGAACGAGCACGGGUCCGAGGGCAAGAGCGGCAACCUCUUCUACUUUACAGUGAACAAACGGUUCAUGGUGAAAAGUGUGCCCGAAGACGAGUUUGAAGUGCUGCGGUCCAUCUUGCCGUACUACCACGGCUACUUGCAGUCGCAUCCCAAGUCGUACUUGUGUCGGUACUUUGGCUGCCACUCGAUCUCGCUGCCCGUGGGCACUCGCCGCAUGUACUUUGUCGUGAUGCAAAACCUGUUCAACGAAGGCCCCGUGGACCAACGCUUUGACCUCAAGGGCAACACCGACCGAAGACAAGCGAUCCAGUCCCACCACGUCGAGCAGUACAUUGUGCGGUCGCAGAACCGAGAGCCGAUUUCCAAGCUGAUGAUGGACAUUGACUUUCUCAAACUGCGCCAAGCCGUGCACAUCGACGACGCGGACGAGGCUGAGAUGCAGUCGCAGCUCAUCGAAGACAUCACGUUCCUAGCGUCACGCAGCAUCAUGGACUACAGCAUCCUCCUCGGUGUGAAAUUCCUUCCACCUCAAGAUCCCACUGCCACCAGCGCCACCAUGUCCAAGGGUCGAGACAGACUGUACUAUGUAGGCAUGAUCGACAUGCUGCAACAAUAUACGUGGAGAUGGACGUUGCAGCGGUGGUUUCUCGGAGUUGUGUGCUGCAAAGACAUGACCAACGUCAGUGCUGUACCGCCAAACGAGUAUGGCAACCGCCUCAUGCAUUUUGUGCGCAGAAGGUUCUUCUACACGCCGGGAAAGGCUCGCUGCAGCGGCUGGACUCACAUCGAGUCUCCAGCCCACUCGGAACUCCAACGACCGAGUGGACCAAGUGCUUGGACCACUGAGGAGGAUUUCCUGUCCCCGUCGGCGGCGGCAAUGUGGCGGAAUGCACAGUCGCCCUUCAACAUGCAAAUGGUGCCUCCCCAUCGGCAGUCGGGUGGCUUCUUUGUCGCGUCGUCGUAUUAAUCGUUAGUCUGUCGUGAAUCAUACUAAUAAAGUUGGUCGUUUC